Morchella sextelata is the source of this 1153-nucleotide messenger RNA. RefSeq lists its product as uncharacterized. Gene Ontology annotation, cellular component: Ski complex. NCBI's taxonomy places the organism in Eukaryota, Fungi, Ascomycota, Pezizomycetes, Pezizales, Morchellaceae. Gene Ontology annotation, biological process: nuclear-transcribed mRNA catabolic process, 3'-5' exonucleolytic nonsense-mediated decay. The annotation marks the transcript as partial. The record is from RefSeq and is a predicted model, not a curated record. The transcript is spliced from 7 exons. Gene Ontology annotation, molecular function: RNA helicase activity.
AUGGCUGGUCGAGCUGGUCGUCGAGGAUUGGACCCCCAGGGAACUGUUAUCAUAGUUUCUCCGAUGGAUGAAGCGCCGGCUUACCCUACGCUAAAUCACAUGAUCCUCGGUGACCCAACGAAAUUGCAAAGUCAAUUCCGCUUGACAUACAACAUGAUCCUCAACCUUCUUCGUGUUGAAGCUUUAAAGAUAGAAGAAAUGAUUAAGCGGAGCUUCAGUGAGAACACGACGCAAACGAUGAUGCCCGAACAUGAAAGGCAGGUUGCUUUGUCUGAAGAGGGGUUGAAAAAAUUGAAAAAAGAAGACUGUGAGAUUUGUAGCGUUGAUCUUGAGGCUUGUCAUAGUGCUUGCAUCAGACUAAAGGUUUUGUCGGGAGAUGUAUUACUGAGGUCGUUGGCGACUACCCAUGGCAGGCGAUUGUUCACUCCUGGACGGCUAAUUGCCAUACAAGAAGAAAAUGGACCUAGGACUGUUGGCGUACUCCUGAACGAUGGAAUACUUCAGGGCACCCGCCCUCUGCUCCAGGUAUUGUGGCUUAAACCUGACACCAACAAAAAAUCCUCCAGUGAUUUGAUUCCGUUUCCGGCCUGCUCCUCUCUGGAUUUACCCAAUACUCCCCCAAAAGAGUGGAAACUUAGAGAGUUCAUCAUUCCAGUAUUCAUUCGUCGUGGAGACAAGUUAGCAAUCGCAGGAUUACAGGCACAGCUCCUAGAUUUGCUUGGGGAUUGGAAAAAACCAGAAUGGAUCGAAGGCGAUUGGAGUAAGAUUAAUGAUAUGACUUUCAUUGAGCUUCGUCAAUCGAAGAAACAGGAGACUGCAACUAUAUUGAACUCUACAUGUCUUUCGUGUCCUAACUUUGUUACCCACUUUGCUAUGCGACACGAAGAAUUUUUACUUCAGGAUAAUAUUUCCAAGCUGAAACAAUUGAUCUCUGAUCAGAACUUACAACUUUUACCCGAUUAUGGGCAACGAGUUUCGGUAUUGAAGGAAUUGGGAUUUAUUGAUGACAACCAAAAUGUUCUACUAAAAGGACGGGUAGCCUGCGAGGUCAAUUCAACAAGUGAGCUCGUCUUGACAGAAUUAGUACUGGAAAAUGUUCUCGCGGAAUACGAACCCGAGGAAAUCGUCGCCCUUCUCUCUGCCUUCGUAUUUA